Molecule: messenger RNA, 2056 nt
Organism: Salvia hispanica
Lineage: Eukaryota; Viridiplantae; Streptophyta; Magnoliopsida; Lamiales; Lamiaceae
Gene: MGD1
Product: monogalactosyl diacylglycerol synthase 1
Biological process (GO): glycolipid biosynthetic process
Molecular function (GO): hexosyltransferase activity
Source: RefSeq, a predicted model, not a curated record
AUAAUAUGCACUUAUAUAUAUAGAUUGUGUAUGCAUUUCCCUUCACAAAAUCUUAUCUUUGUGGUUGCAAUUCCUCACCAAAUUCUUACCUUCUUUCCCCGUCGAUAUCUCUCUCAGACACAAUCCCAAACACUUGGCGGGUAAAACCAACUGCACAAGUCUUGAAUAGUCUUUCUUUUGCAGGAACGAAUUCUGUCGAUGCUUGUAGGAAACCCAUUCGUAGAAACGUAAAUUUCAUUGGGGGAAACGUUAAAUAGAUUGCCAGUAUGCAGCCUUCAACUGUGAACCAAGAAACCACGAACCCCUUUGGUUUCGUUUCUCAGUUGGGCAAUUUAGUGCACGAUUCCUCGCGGCUGAAUUUCGAUGGGCACUCCACGUGUUUGUCGAAUUACUUGUACUUUGAUGAGAGGAAGAAGCCCAGGGCUGUGGCUUCAUUGGCUCUGAGCUGUAAAGGUGCCGCCUUUAACAUUAGGAGAGCGUUGAAUCAGUUCAAUAGUGCAAUUAGGUUCCACUGCGAGAGACUCCCGCUUAAUUUCGCCUCGGUUCAGGUUGAUUCCGGGGAGAGUAAUGGGUGUGGAGAUGAUGGGAAUGGCGUAUUGGAGGAAACGGAGCGAAAUUCUGUGGAUGCUGUUGUGUCGGAUGCUCCAAAGAAUGUGCUGAUUCUGAUGAGCGAUACUGGUGGGGGUCAUAGAGCUUCUGCCGAGGCUAUUAAGGCAGCUUUUGCUGAAGAAUUUGGUGACGAAUAUCGGGUUUUUGUCACUGACUUGUGGUCAGAUCAUACUCCAUGGCCCUUUAAUCAGCUGCCAAAGAGUUAUAACUUCCUUGUAAAACAUGGGACUCUGUGGAAGAUGACUUAUUAUGCUACUGCACCGCGUCUUGUUCAUCGAACCAAUUUUGCUGCCACCUCAACAUUCAUAGCUCGAGAGGUUUCUAAAGGAUUGAUGAAAUACCGGCCAGAUAUUAUCAUCAGUGUACAUCCACUGAUGCAACAUGUUCCACUUCGUAUCUUGAGGUCUAAAGGUCUUCUGAAGAAGAUUGUUUUUACCACUGUGAUAACAGACCUCUCCACAUGUCACCCCACAUGGUUCCACAAGCUUGUAACGAGAUGCUAUUGCCCUUCGGAGGAGGUAGCAAAACGAGCACUGAGAGCUGGCCUUCAACGCUCACAAAUUAAGGUCUAUGGCCUUCCUGUGAGGCCCUCGUUUGUGAAGGCUGUUCGCCCUAAGGACGAAUUGAGGAGAGAACUAGGUAUGGAUGAACAUCUACCUGCAGCUUUGCUUAUGGGUGGCGGUGAAGGUAUGGGCCCCAUCGAGGCUACUGCUCGAGCACUUGGGGAUGCAUUAUAUGACGAAACUCAUGGAGUACCUACCGGUCAGGUUCUUGUGAUUUGUGGCCGAAAUAAAAAGCUAGUCAGCAAAUUGAAGUCGAUUCAGUGGAAGAUCCCUGUUGAGGUGAAGGGUUUUGUCACUAGAAUGGAGGAUUGCAUGGGUGCUUGUGAUUGCAUUAUCACCAAGGCUGGUCCCGGAACUAUUGCAGAGGCCACGAUACGAGGACUUCCAAUUAUCCUAAAUGACUAUAUUGCCGGACAGGAAGCCGGGAAUGUUCCAUACGUCGUCCAAAAUGGGUGUGGGAAAUUCUCAAAGUCUCCAAAGGCGAUUGCCAGCAUAGUCUCGCAAUGGUUCGGUCCUAAACAGCACGAGCUCGCGACAAUGUCACAGAACGCGUUGAGGCUUGCUAGGCCGGACGCGGUCGUCAAGAUUGUCCAUGAUCUUCAUGAAUUAGUCAGACAAAGAAGCUUCGAACGUCAAUGCUCUGCAGCUUGAAUUAGUAACCAAUCCAAUUUUUCCGGCUAGAAUUUCCAGUAGAGGAUAUUUUUUCCGGCUUUCUAUACCCUCUCUCUCUUGUAAUCCUUCAGCAAUAACUGUUACUAUAAAAAGGAAAUUUACGAGCUUAUUGAUUUUCAUCUUGGUCGGUCGGAAAUUACUGUAGCAAAUGUAUAAUAUCUAUCUCUUGGCCUUUAGCUGUGGAGAUGAAAUAAAAUUUAAUUUUCAACCCA